Messenger RNA from Anthostomella pinea, 1491 nucleotides. The record is from the annotation of a GenBank genome assembly. NCBI's taxonomy places the organism in Eukaryota, Fungi, Ascomycota, Sordariomycetes, Xylariales, Xylariaceae.
AUGCGUCAAAGAAUUACCUUUUUCCAUAGAAACGAGCAUGGAAUAGAGCCAACAUCACUCGAAGUCGGGGAUCGCUCAAUAUCCGGUCCAGAUCUGGUAGUUGCUCGCGAACAUCGGGUCACUCUGGCCGUGGAGGAGCUUCCCGCUGAGCUUCAGGAACUGCUCCGGAGCUCAAACGAGCUUUACAUUCGAUGGAGUACUCCGCGAGCCCUCGAAUCCCUCGGCCCUUGGACUUCGAGGCUUCCGCCGGGGUUGCACGCUUUCUACACGCCUCAGAAGGGCGAGGUCCUCGAAUCAUUGAGGCUAUGCACCCAGCUUCGGACUGUGUUUGGAGAUAUAGAUUGUUCGUCCCCAGCUGAAUCCUUCACGACAUUACCCAACGACCGGUUCUCCCAUUCGACCGCUUACCAGUACUUCCACACCCUGAAAUCCCUGUCGAAUUUCACCACGUAUGUCGAACAGUAUGCUUGUGUUCCUAAAGAGAAAUGCAAAGAACGGGUGGAAGAACUUGCCAACGCCGUUUCGCUCGACCUGUCCUACGACGCGAUUUCGCAUGUAGUGAAGAUCACAGCCGUUUGGCCUGAAGCACACCAGACGCUAUCCAUAAAUUCCCACCCGGACCACAGAACGGAGGUUGGAAUUCUGACCCCGGACACACCUCCUCAUCUUGAGCCGCACGAGCUUGGUGUUACAGGUUUGCUUACUGUCUUGGGCGAGGACACGAAGCCGUCGCCGGUUCUGUUCUCUUUCCCAGCCCGACACAAGGAUACGGAAUCAAGCUUCUCAUCUACCUUCCUCAAACCCUGGGGUCUUCACCCCACGAUGCAGCUUCACAUCGAUUCAAGCAAGCCUCCAUCAGACGACGUACGCUGUUCAUUGCACGCUUAUCUGACUCUACCUCGAUUCAUCUUCGCUGACAAGUACCAACUUAACGACGAGCUGUUCUUGUCAUCAAAGAACCUGACAGCACUACGCUACAUGACCCAGCCUGUUGAUCUGGAAGCGCCAGAUUAUGCGAUGAAGCUAUGGGGCUCAAGUGUUCUUCUCGAACUGCAACCUCCAGCUGGGCAAGACGCCGAACCUUGGACGGCAGAGAUUCCGCUCCAUCUUCGAUACAUGUCCCCUGCUGCAGGCGGCUAUACCAACAUUGAUGUUCCGUCCCCGGCAGUCUUCUGGGCUUGCACGGCUGAGGAUGGUACCCAGUUCCCUAACAGUCCAUUUGACAGAGUGAACCUGGGAUACGACGGCUUGUUUGGACCUCGUACUUCGUUUUGGCAUGUUAAGCCAGCUCCUGAGGGUGACGGCAGCCUCAUGCACCAGAUUCGUGUUCCAGUUCUUGACCUGGACAUGUCGAAAUGGAUCAGCACUGGGACGUCUGCGGUGGUUCUCCUCGGUUUUGCAUUUGUUGUGUUCAAACUCUUAUCCGUGUAUCUCAAAACGGGGUAUGGUAGCCAGAAGUCAGCCAAGGAGACCCAGAAGAAGAAGCAGUAA